Molecule: messenger RNA, 712 nt
Organism: Microbotryum saponariae
Lineage: Eukaryota; Fungi; Basidiomycota; Microbotryomycetes; Microbotryales; Microbotryaceae
Source: the annotation of a GenBank genome assembly
AUGGUUCGAAUCAGCAACAGUGCCUAUCUCGCAAUGCUUACGAUGGGUGUUGGCCUGCUCACCUAUUCAGCUACUCCGGCGGUAGCCACGUCAUCGUCAUCAGGCGCUGCCGCAACAGAACCGCUCAAAAUUGAAGUGAUGCACCGCCCCAGCACGUGCCUCAUCAAGUCACAGAAAGGAGAUAAGCUGUCAAUGCAUUGUACGCACACCCGGCGCGAUCAAAAUAGACAACCUGGCACCACUGACGCUGCGCUGUCCCGUUGGCCUCUCACACAGACGAUGGAACGCUUCUCGAGGGGACUCCGUUCGACUCCUCACGAAAACGUGGACAACCGUUCGAGUUCACGCUCGGCAAAGGUCAAGUCAUUGCAGGAUGGGACCAGGGUCUGACCGAAAUGUGUCCUCAAGAGAAGCGACGCCUCACGAUUCCUUCCUCUUUGGCCUAUGGUGAGCUAGCCCUCUCCUCUGAUCCUCAAGCGCAAUCUGACCCGGUGCCCACCCAUAUGAACGAUCUGCACGGAUUCAUCAGGCGACCGAGGAGCCGGUGGGGUUAUUCCUCCCAAGGCGACGUUGGUCUUCGAGGUGCGUUCAACGCGACGAUUUGCCUCCAGAGAUUGCUGAUAACUGAUGUGACCGCGCUUUAGCGGUGUCUGCUUCGCAGGUUGAGCUCCUGGCCAUCAAGAAUCGCAAACCUGGAAAGGACGAACUAUGA